Molecule: messenger RNA, 859 nt
Organism: Rosa rugosa (rugosa rose)
Lineage: Eukaryota; Viridiplantae; Streptophyta; Magnoliopsida; Rosales; Rosaceae
Product: aspartic proteinase-like protein 1
Exons: 4
Coding region: 258-737 (159 amino acids)
Source: RefSeq, a predicted model, not a curated record
CGCUUCUCCGGCCCCGUCAAGUAGUGGUCGGAGGCCGCCGGAAAGCUCUCUCCGGCCGGCGGCACCAACCUCCUCGAGAAGGGCAGCUUCGAGUACUACGCCGAACUCGCCUACUCGACCGCCUCCUCCGCGGCCGCCAGCUCGUCGAGUCCACCGACAGCCUCGCUUUCUCCGACGGCAACUCCACUUUUCAGAUCACCUCUUUGGGAUAUUCGCAUUAUACGACGGUGCAAUUGGGGACGCCGGGAAUAAAGUUUAUGAUGGCGCUUGAUACUGGGAGUGACCUGUUUCGGGUGUCUUGUGAAGGAACAGCUUAUGCUCCUAAUUUCGAGGUCACCAAAUAUGACCCCAAAAGGUCAUCGACUAGCAAGAAAGUCUGUUGCAGCGUAAUAAAUGUCUGGGAGCAUUCAACACUUGCCCUUAUAGGGUCUCUUAUAUAUGUCUCUGAUCAAACUUCUACUUCUGGGAUAUUGGUAGAGGAUGUUCUGCACUUAACAACAGAAGUCAUCACGAAUAUGUUGAGGCAUACAUUUCCUUUGGUUGUGGACAGGUGCAAAGUGGUUCAUUCCUGGAUAUUACUGCUUCUAAUGGUUUGUUUGGUCGUGGUAUGGAGAAGAUGUCUGUUCCUAGCAUUUUAUCCCGGGAAGGCUUUACUCUCUUCCAUCCAUCAAGUUCAUUCGGUAAAGUACAUUACGACCAUACACCUCAGUCCUUCUCCUUUUUCUCUACUCUUCUAGACAUACUGGUAUCUUCUCUCCAAGGCAAAAUACUAAAUCUGUAAUAGCUCAAAGAAAACAGAGAAGUCAUCAUGGCUAUUCACUACCCAAGAAUCUGAAAUUCUUCUUUGCUUACUGCUGCC